UGGUUUUCGGCAGAGCUUCCAUCUCUGUAGUUUUUGCUCUCAGAAAGCAUUCGACUUUCUCGGUUUUGGAGUUUUGUUUCUUUGAGUUCAGUGUAUGAUAUGGGUCUCCUUAUAUCAAAGACGUCUGCAAAUCUUCUCUUGUUUUCCUUCUUUUCUCAGAAGAGAAUUCCCCUUGAUUCUAAGCAAUUCGAGAUCAUGGUCUCCCGCACAGGGAGGCUUUUCCAGCGCUACAACAGUAAAGGCUAUCGCCAAGUUGUAGGAUGCAUUCCAUACAGAUACAGGAAAACCAACCAAUCUUCUUCCGUUGAGGAUCUAGAGGUUCUUGUGGUUAGUUCACAGAAGAGUCAAGCAAUGAUGUUCCCAAAGGGAGGUUGGGAAAUGGACGAAUCUAAGGAAGUUGCAGCGAGGCGUGAGACGUUAGAGGAAGCUGGUGUCGAUGGCAAAGUCCAAAAAAUGCUGGGCAAGUGGAACUAUAAGAGCAAAAGACAUGGCAUAAUGCAUGAGGGCUACAUGUUCCCUUUGCUUGUCACGAAGCAGCUAGAUAUUUGGCCAGAGAAAAAUCUCAGGGAAAGAAGAUGGAUGUCUGUGAAGGAAGCGAGGGAAGUAUGUCAACAAGGGUGGAUGAAGGAAGCUUUAGAUAGAUUAGUUAGCCGACAAUCGCCAAUUGCAACUUAAGCGGAAAGAGGAAGAUGAUGAAACAACUAGUACAUAGAACACUGACUGUGGCCAAUUGCCUGUUUUCUCAAUGACUAGACCAAGAACUUAUGGGACCAAAACAUAUGACCAAGCAGCACCAAAAUAUGAAUUUUGAACAUAUGGGUUGGAGAUUUGUAUCGUUUCCCUUACAAAUUCUUGGUCUUCAUCUUUGAGUUUCGACUUCAUUCGCAGUUAAAACGAGAGAUUGAAAGUUUGCAGGAUGUAGUUGAUGGUUUAGCAUCAGGAAUCUUGCAGAUGUACAAAUGUUUGAUUCAUUCUUUUAAUAAAAUAGCUUCGAUUCUUUCA
Molecule: messenger RNA, 1002 nt
Organism: Carya illinoinensis
Lineage: Eukaryota; Viridiplantae; Streptophyta; Magnoliopsida; Fagales; Juglandaceae
Product: nudix hydrolase 18, mitochondrial-like
Exons: 5
Coding region: 100-675 (191 amino acids)
Cellular component (GO): nucleus; cytoplasm
Molecular function (GO): pyrophosphatase activity
Source: RefSeq, a predicted model, not a curated record